AUGGCAACCGUGACCACACAGAUUUGUUUGCUAUUGUCGGCGGUGUACAGUCUGGUUUAUUCCCAGCUUGCACAACCUAUAGAUCCCAACCUGGGCAAUGCGUUCGGCCAACCAUUCAUUCCAGGUGGGGGUUUUGAUCCUAACUUCAUCCCCAACGCUGGACUAUUCCCAACUGAUCCAAACGCUUUCCCCAACACGGGCAACCCUGGCUUUCCCGGCACUUUCCCCAACACGGGCAACCCUGGCUUUCCCGGCACAUUCCCAAGUCAACCGGCGCCACUUCCUCGACCAAAUCCUAUGCAGAGUUUACUCCCUUUAUUUUUACUCAGAGGCGGAGGAGAUAUGGCUCAGAUGUUUGCUCUGUCUUCCAUGAUGGGAGGUGGCGGCGGGUUUGGUGCCGGCGGAAUUAACCCACUUAUGCUCAUGAUGCUGGGCGGCAUGUAA
Candidula unifasciata is the source of this 444-nucleotide messenger RNA. The record is from the annotation of a GenBank genome assembly. NCBI's taxonomy places the organism in Eukaryota, Metazoa, Mollusca, Gastropoda, Stylommatophora, Geomitridae.